Molecule: messenger RNA, 4123 nt
Organism: Stylophora pistillata
Lineage: Eukaryota; Metazoa; Cnidaria; Anthozoa; Scleractinia; Pocilloporidae
Molecular function (GO): calcium ion binding
Source: RefSeq, a predicted model, not a curated record
CACUCAAUGAUUUCACUGUGGCGACAAAAUAACAUUUACCUUCCAGCUGGGAAACGUAUUAUCCAGUCUAAGCCAAAGGGUGUUCCUCUAAAUCCUUUGAUAUUAAUUCAGAAUGAGAGAAACAUGUAGAGAAACUUUCGUUUCCUCAUCACCUGGACCUGAUAUCAUCAAAGCAAGCAGAUGAAAGGUUCUUCUAAAAGUUUGCUGUUGUGAAUUAUGCUGAGGUCUGACAUUGAGCACCUAAAAAUGAGAAAAGACCAAGAGUUUCUCACAACAUCACAUUAUUACAAUCAUUAUGAAAGUUUUCUUUUGUCAUGCAAUUGCAUGUGACAUAUUAGUUUGUCAGCAGAUAUUUGGUGGCAAAUCUGAAUUAGUAGACCUGCUACUAUACUUAUAGUAUUGUGAUUUUAUAAUGGCUCACAAUCAACAUUUAUUAUGGACAAUCAGAGGAACAAAGGCUUCUUCUAAAGACAAUUUGGAUCCUAAUAUUUUCUUCAGCUCCGGAAAUACUGGUAGGUCCAGGCAGGGGAGGCCUGUUCAGAGAGUCAAAAGUGCGGCACCUAGAAUUGGCAGAAGGCAUCUUGGUAUUAAAAACGAUAACAAUGUUAAUGCAAGUCCUUCAGGAAGUCAGUCUUCAUUUCUGCACAAUCCCUCACCAACCCCUGUAACCUCACGCCCCUUGUCGUCAAGAAGUGGAAGAAGUUCUUAUAGCUCCAUGCAAAAGAAUAAACAAGAACCCAGUGCAUCUCCUACAUCUUUAUUCCUUCAGCUUCAUAAAGCAAGAUGCAAGUCAGCUCCUCCAAGACCUGUUCACUAUUAUCUUCCGCAGAAAUCCAAAGCUUGGCAAUCACGUGAUGGUUCUGCAUCCCCCUCUUCUCGAAGUGCCCCAAAACGUGCAUGGCAGAACAGGAUAAGUUCUGCAAAGAGUCAACGUUCACUCAUGUCUAGAGAAGAAGUAGAAAAACGACACAGAGGGCACUGUAAAUCAGCUCCUCUUCCUUAUGAUUUUAGUGGUAUUGAAGUUGUAACCUCUGUUCCUAGGCAUGGUUCUGAUAUUCAAAGAUUAAAAGCUUUUACUCGUCCAUUAACCUGUAUGCCAGAUAUUAUUCGGAAUGUUCUUUCACACAAUGGCUUAAAACAUUGCUGUUCUGCUUAUCAGCCCAGGCCUAAAUCUUCUCCUUCUUCGAGACAACAGUUUUGGCCUGUUGCAAGACCCACUGUGUUUCAAAGGGGAGAUGUUCCAAAAUAUCUUCACUUUGUGAAACCAGCAGGAUUUUGGGUACGUGGGGAAGGCAGUCAUCCUAAAACUUGUCCUGAUGAUGAUCCCUCUUUACUAAAUGACAACCAACUUGAUUUCCCUUUAAAUUAUGAGGAUGACUUUGAUGAAACAGUGCUGUUUGAAGAACAGUUUAUUGUACCUGCUUCACCCUCUGAGGCAUCAUUCACAGAGGGGAGAUACUCAACAGAACUAAGAGAUGAAGAGUUACAAACAGAACAGAAUUUAGAUACCAACCCCUGUGAAGGACUUACUGAAAAAUAUUUGAAUGACAAAGAAGGAGAAGGUGUCAAAUAUUGGCCUGAUAAUCAAAUGACUCAUGUGUCAACUCAAGAACAACCUCAAGCUGACAUCAAGACUUCAGAUGCAGACCCUUUGGAACCUGUUGCUGAAAUUAUCAUAACUAAGUUGGAACCAGAUCAGAGUCCAUCUCCUGAAAACGCUAAAGAAGAGCAAACAGAGGCUAGCACAAAUGAUGAAUGUGAUGCUGAUAUACACAAUGAUGUUCCAGAGAUUCCACAGUGGGCAGCCCAAGAAGAUAUGAUUCAAGCAGGAGAUAUAAGCUUAGAUGAAGUAAGGGAAGAGGUUGUUGUGCCAGAGCCUGUGGAUGAACCUGCUCAGAUUGAAAAACAACCAGAGAAUGAAGUAGAAGAUGAGCCUGUGGCUCAAAAGCUCAGUGAGGUUCCUCAGAAGGCAGAGGAGGAGACACACAAAGCACAAAAACUUCAAGUGAAGUUCUCGGAUUCUCUUAUUCUUACAAGUUUUAAGUCACCAUCACCUAAAGAAGAAAAGAAGGAGCCAGUGGUUAAACCUAUUUUAAAACCCUCCCCAACAUUUACGCGCAAGGAGCCCAAAGUAGCACCAGGCACACAGAAGAGAACAACGCCUUUAUUUGAGCGCAAGGAGGUUGAAAAGCCACCACUGCCAAAACCACCUCCUGUUGCUCCAGGUCAAUCUGUGGAGGCAAUUAAAACAGAAGAUGAGGAGAAGAAGCUAGAUGAAGAAGGGAAGAAGCUAGAUGAAGAAGGGAAGGUGGGAGGAGAAAGGGAAGAAGUGUCACCCAAACAAGAGCCAGAAGUUUUACCCAGACCUGAGUAUAUAAGAGCACCUGGGGCCUACAGGAUGUAUGAUCCAAAGGACCUCCUUGAGUAUCGGUUGGAGCAAAAAAGAGAGUCAAGGCCAUUAAAGAAAUCUUUAACUAACUCAACAGUGCCACGUUUUUUGCCUUCGACUGAGGCCACUGAAGUUAUGACUUCUAUUAGGGAUGAACAUAAGCAAAGGAAAGAAGGAAUGAAACCCUGGCUUCAAGGAAGACUAGCACUUUCUAAGCAGACAAGUAGAUUUGAACUUCCCAUGGAUGUGAAAUUACUUGAAGAGAUGACACCAAUGGAGUAUUUGACAAAGUACUGUAUUAUAAGCACAAGAAGGAAAGCACUUUACAAGCAUAUAUUUCAGAAGGUGGAUAAAGACAGAGAUAAUCAAAUAACUUUUAAGGAGAUGAAUAGGGGCUUAAGAGAGAUACACGUGGACUCUAUAUCAACAGAGCAGAUUAAGAAACUAAUAGAGAUGGUUGAAGGAAAUGAGAAGUCUACUUUCAGUCUGGCACAGUUUUCAGCAAUUGCUGCAUUUUCUGAAAGGUUGCUCCUCUCAGAAACACAGGUGACAGAAAAGAACAACCCAUACAGUUCAAAGGAAAUUAUUGAAGAGGCAGACUUCUGUGGAUUGAAAUCAAAACUUAGUGGAUUCCCUGUUAACCCCAACGUGAGGAAAAUUCUGGAAGUGCUCUAAGUUGAUAAAAAUAAUAUAUGUUUAGUAAACUUAAUUAUAAAUUGGUGGAUAUGUGACAUGUUGUUGCACCAUAUUUAAUAUUUAAAAAGAGAGGGAUACAAUUUGUUCAUAUUUUAACAGAUCAAGGAUCUUUUAUAGUAAGCUAAUUGUACAUAGUAGAAAUUAUACAGUAGGAUCUAACACUUUUGGUAUUGGGCCUGGUAAUAGGAGCCAAUGCCAUUUUGUAAUUACAUAGGAACUACUGCUUAAAACGGUGGGGUUGAAACUCUUUGGAGGGAAGAAUCAUCUGUUUAUACUCUUUGUAAAUGUAGUGUCAUGUUAGGUUGUUCAAUUUGUAGUGGAAGAACCCAUUUGUAUUUCGGUUUGUUGCUUUCUCUCUGCCUAAGAAAAAACUAAAGAUAAGUCUGUAUAUCAUAUGGACCUCAGGGAUAACCUUAAUACUUUGUACCCACAACUGAAAAUAACAAGGCAUGUUAAAAAAAAAUCGAAUCACUGGUGUAUCUUGACAGCAUGGAUAUUCCAGGAAAAAACAAACCUUGUACUUUUUUUUUUCCUCAGGAGUAACUACAGUUAUAUGAAAAUAUUGUAAUUAAUGAAACUAAAUGUGUUCUAAUGCACAUUAACACAUAAAAGCCAAAGUCUUACAAGAGAAACUCAGUUACUUAACUCAGUUACUUUACUCAGUAGUUAAUGUUUUCAAUUUUUUUAUUUGCAAAAUAUAUUUGUUAAUUUCAAGAAUAUCCAUUUGUUAAGUAUUCCAUACACAGAAUAUGUAGUGUUAACUCUGUUAUUUUAUCCUAGGAAGGAUUUUUUGUAUAAAUUUGGUUUAAAAUAAAUCAGCAUAUUGAAGGAAAAUACCUUUUUGUUCAUCCCUAGAACUUUUCUGUUGAAAAAACAUUAUUUUCUUCCAGCUGAUGGAAACCUUAACCCAUCACUUAGAAAAGUAGGGCAAGUGAAAGGUGUUUUUCAUCGUCACAAACAUGGGAUAAAGAAAAAUUCUUAUUUUCCAUGAGAAAUCAAACCUCAGACCUUUGCAUUAAUAGCCAUUAUGAAGUUCAU